Molecule: messenger RNA, 1642 nt
Organism: Dimorphilus gyrociliatus
Lineage: Eukaryota; Metazoa; Annelida; Polychaeta; Dinophilidae
Source: the annotation of a GenBank genome assembly
AUAUUCGCUUCGAACGUUCUCUAGACGGCUAGGAAUUUUUUUUUGUCUACAUUCAAUAAAGCUUCUUUUAUACGUCUAUGAUUUAUAUUUUACUAAGACAAAUCCAAAGGAAAUGUUUGUAAAUGGAUUAUUAAUCAGGAGUCAAUACGUCCUGUUCCUCAUCAUCUUCGAACUAACAAGCAGAAGAAAGUCACCGUGGUGUACAUCAGCCAACGGCGUCAAUACAACUAUAAACGGAAUUUUAGAAGUUAAUAUUGCUGGAUUGUUUGAAUUAGAAAAUUCUACUAUAAGGCCAGAAUUUGUAGCCGCUGGUUUAGCCAUACAGCAGGUCAACAAAAAAGGUUUCAUACCUGGCGUUCGAUUAUCCCUCUUCGCAAAUGAUACAAAGUGCGACGCUGGAAGAGGAGCAGAUGCAUUCUACGAUUUUAUAUAUAGAAAACCAAAAUUGAUGUUCCUAGUUGGAACCAAAUGCUCUGAAGUUGCCAAAACUCUAGCCGAAAUUGUUCCUUAUUGGAACCUUUUAUUUAUUUCUUACGGUGCCAUUUCACCAGCUUUAAGCGAUCGUGAAAAAUAUCCAACUUUUUUCCGAACUGCAACAGUCGACUCUUCUCAUAAUGAUGCUAGAAUACAAUUUUUUAAAUCUCUCAAUUGGAAUACAUUCGCAACCAUUCACGAGGAUCAGGAGCUUUACUCACUGGCAAUCAACGAUUUGUCGAGGGCGUUAGAAAAAGCGAAUAUGACAGUCGAGAGGGCGACGACAUUUCGAGGAACAGGAAGCGAUGUUAGAGUAAAAAUGAAUAUUUUAAAGGAAGCUGACGCAAGGAUAAUUAUUGGUUCCUUCCAAGAAGAUGCCGCCCGACAGGUGUUUUGCGAAGCCUACAAAUUGAGGAUGUAUAGUCCGCGUUAUGUUUGGAUUUUACAUGGUUGGUAUACUGAAAAUUGGUGGACCAGUUCCAAGGGUACCAGCUGCACCGAUGAGGAACUUGCCGUUGCGGUUGAUGGAUACAUUAGUGUCGAUAGCGUAUCGGUUUUUCGUGAUGGUCAAACGACAUACGAAAGUAUAUCCGGUUUAACGCCCGACAAAUUCGACGAAAUCCUGUCGUCCCGAACAAAUCAGUCUGGCUUGAUCUACGCUUCCCUCGCUUUUGACGCUAUUUGGACGUUAGCUUAUGCUCUCCGUAAAUAUCAGUUAUCGGAGCGUCAUUUACCAAAAUUGGAUAUGUUUAAUUAUAAAGGUGAAGAGGGUUUCAAUAUCUUCAAAUCAUUAUCAGAAAUUCUUGCUAAUCUUGAAUUUGCUGGAGUCUCGGUAAGCUUAUUAAUAUAUUCUAUAUUUCCACCCAAUUUCUUGUCCUAUAAUUCAAUAACUCGUAAUGGAGCUGUUGCGUUAGGCGUUCAUGCGCGAAAAAUUGCCCAACCCAAUAUGACGCUUUGUAGACGUUCGGGAUAUUCUUAUUUCCGCCAGGGACCCGUCUCCUUCCACGGACCGGAUAGGCAGGGGAUUAGCGUUCUCGAGCAGAAUCAACACAGCCACAUGCGUACCAUAGCUUUGUUUUAUCCGGAGAAGAACAGACUGGAUUUACAUUGCAAGUCUUGCAAGGAAAUCUAUUGGAAGAACGGAAAAGUAAAUAAGUCAACAAUUUAA